This is a messenger RNA of Euleptes europaea (tarantolino), 1356 nucleotides long. RefSeq names its product MSS51 mitochondrial translational activator (gene MSS51). Lineage: Eukaryota; Metazoa; Chordata; Lepidosauria; Squamata; Sphaerodactylidae. Bases 1 to 1356 code for a protein of 451 amino acids. The transcript is spliced from 6 exons. The record is from RefSeq and is a predicted model, not a curated record.
AUGGCUCACCAGAAGAAGAGCACGCCUUCCCAAGUCCAAAGCUGCUCGAAGGACGGCCCCAUGGAGACCCCUGUGGUCAACGGACCCAACAUGGACUCUCUGGGAUUCCUGGCUAUGGAUAGCAACGUCCCUGGCCUGUCGCAAGUCAUCCUUCAAAAGCUCAACAUGAAGAGCUACGAUGAAUACAGGUCUGCGAUGGAAGGCAAGAAACGGAGCGUGGACUUCGGCAUCCGGUCGUAUUUUGAGAUGUUUCAGAAAAUGGAGGACACGUUCAAAUUCUGCGUCGAGUGCAAGAAACUUCCCGAAUCGCUGCCCAAUCCCAAAAGCCUGCGGAGGUGCAAAAGGUGCCAAAACGUCUAUUACUGUGGCUCAGAGUGCCAACGGGCCAACUGGCCCGUCCACAAGAAGUUCUGCAAGAAGCUGAAGCUGGUGGCCCUGGACCGGCUGAUGGAGUGGCUCGUGUUCACAGGUGACAUCCCUUUCCCCACGACAUGCUGGACGAAACACAUCCAGGAAGUAAGAGGCUGGGAGGACUGGUUCUCCAUGCAAGAAGAUCUGGACGAAAAGCUCAGCUCCAUACUGACUAGCCAUUACAUGAACAUCCUCUGGGCCAACGCCGGGAAGCCAAAACCAGAUGAGGGGGAACUGGUGGAGUCCGUCAAGAGGGUGACCGCAGACUUUGUGUCCAGGCCAGCCACCAUCGGCCUAGGGCUGCGAGCAUUUCAGAUUGACCCCUACGCUAAGCCGAUAGUUGUGCACGUGAUUGGAGCUUCCCACGUGGAGACCCUCAAUGCCCGGGUAACGGAUUACGACGAGCUGUCCCGCAUGUUUCCUAAACACCAGGGCAUCGAGGUGGUGAUGGUAGGAGUCGACGUGGUUGACGGGCCCAUCAUGAGACCUCCGUUGGUGGCCUUUGGGCCUCGGGAGAGGGUCUACCUCAGCAGCUACAAAGGCCUUUAUCACGACUUCUGGGAAUUGCAAGUGGAGACUCAGCAGGCUGCUCGGCCUGACCUCGUGGUAGGCUUCCAUCCAGGUUUCCACGCCUGCCCUGAUCUAAUGGAGAGCUGGCUUCCAACCUUGUUGCUCCUCAGAGAUUACAAGAUACCCUCACUCUUCACUGUUUACAGCGAGCAAGAGCUGAAGCAUUCCCUGAAGAUCUCGAUGGGGCUGGAGAUGCAGAUCACGGGCUGUGGGGCCAACCCCUUUGCCUCCCUCAAGCCGGAGCAGGCCUACUCCAACCCAAACAAGCUCCCCGUCUUCUGUAACUCCCACUAUUUCGUGUUCCGCGGAUUGUCCGGCUCUCCAGGUGAGCCAGACGCAGGAGAGCUGGAAGGGGACAAGGGCGAGAACGAUUAG